AUGGCUGGCACAUAUGCGUCCACGUCGGAGCCGUCGCCGGACUCACAGAACGGUGUGGCAAAAGCCAUCCACAAAAGCUUUUCUUGUGUUCUCUGUGCCCAGAGAAAGGUCAAAUGCGAUCGAAUUCCUGGCGGCUGCGCGAAUUGCACAAAAGUACGUGUGCCUUGCGUCUACAAAGCACCUCCUCCGGCAAGGAGGCGGAAGAAGGGAGAGCGAGAAGUCGACAACACAGCUCGAUUGCGUAUCUACGAAGACACUCUACGUCAGCUAGGAGUUGAUCCUGAGGCUCUCGUGAAACAAGCAGUCACCGAAAGGCCAUUCGACCAGCGCAUCUCUGGAGACAAAGGCUUCUUCCCGCACCAACGAGAAGGCGAAUACAAUGUUGGUACUGAUGUUGGAGCUGGGUUACUAGUCUCAAAGGAGGGUAGAUCAAGAUAUCUCGAGAAUGGCGUUUGGACCAGUCUUCGGAGCGAGUUCCGCGACACAAAAGAGAUCCUAGACGACUCUUCUGACGAGGAAGAUGUGCGACGUAUCGGUCAACGUAUCGGGCUUCAUCGCGAUGGUGCGAAGCUUGGUUUGCCACCUUUCGAAGUCGAGAUGCGAAGGCGACUAUGGUGGCAGAUCAUGAUGCUUGAAGGAUAUUCGCAGAAACUAGCUGGUACAGGAAAUAACAGCGUUCUGCUUAUAGGUGACGUACUCGUACCGCGCAACGUCAACGACAGCGAUUUACACCCUGCAAUGGGAGAGGUUCCGAAAGAUGAACAAGGUGCUACUGAGAUGAUGUUCUUUCUGAUCAGGUGCCACGCAGCCGAAUUCCUCAGACGUUCUUCCGAUGCGAAAACUAGCUAUGACGGAGCGUGGCACAAGAUCACCACUAGCACAGUGCCUGUGGCGGCCAAGGAUGAAGCAAUCGACCAGCUGGAGCACUUUUUCCAGCACAAAUUCCUUCAGUACUGCGAUCCAGCCAUCGACUGGCAUUACAUUUGCAUCCGGCUCGCGAAAUCUGUCAUCUCCAUGAUGCGAUUCAUGGCACACAGUACCGGAUAUGAUGGGACGGUCAUGCCGCAAUCGGAGAAAGACAUGCUAUUCAAUCUUGUCUUGGAGGUCACUGCAACUCAAAACCUGGCAUACACCAGGGAGAAGGUGCAUGGUCUUGCUUGGCAUACGAACCUGCAGUUCCAGUGGAAGGCUUUUGUAUUCCUUGUCGCGCAACUGCGCCACCGUACCUCGGGUCCCAAAGUAGAGGAGGCUUGGAGGGAGGUCGAACACACGUUUGACUUCCAUCCGAUCUUCGAAGAACAGUUUGCCAAAAGAGCCUUACCGGUUGCUGUGAGCAAUCUCACACUCAAGGCUUGGGAGGCUCACCUAUCGGCCAGGGGCAGUGUGGACCAGGAACCUUACUUCAUCCAAUUAAUACGUCAGAGGUGCCCUGCCAUAAAGCACAUUCAAACUUUCCCAGUACAACCCCAAUCACAACCACAUCCGGGAAUGACUGGACAAGGAAUUGAAGGCAACGAACCCGUCGUCGAAAGUCACACUGGCCCCAGUGUUGGGUCGUUCCAAACCGACUGGAGCUUUACUCAGGCCCCAACCAAUGCCAAUCCCUUGCAUAGCCUGCCGGAGGCUAUGCCGCUUGACAUCCCCGAAAACAUUGACUGGACGGCUUGGGACAGUCUUUUUGUAAACUUCCAGGCGACCGAAAUGGAUGGACUGCCGCCACCUAUGCCGUCCUUCAAUUUCAGGAUGCAGUACUUCCUCACCUCCGGUGACUACUCUGACCUUGUGAUCACUUGCGGUUCCGACUCAUACAAUGUCCACAAGUUGGUGGUCUGCAGCCGCGCUGACUUCUUUGCUCGCGCUGUCAAGUUUGGUGGCAAGGCGAGUUCUCUGAGCAUAUGUAUCAGUAACAGCUCUGAUGUCGCGAAGGAAGCUACAGAGGGCAAGAUUGACCUCCCUGAAGAUGAGCCGAAAAUCAUCAAACUACUUAUUCAGUACCUGUACGAAGGAGAGUACGAGCCGCGUCUCUCUGACGCGUCGCCUAUCGCUACAGCACCCAGAGGCGACAUGUCGCACCGUGAGGUCGUGAGGACUGACAACUACAAUACUGGCUACGACCGGAAGUACGCAUAUAGCUUUCCUCAUACUUGCGACUCGAAUGGCCAUUGUACCAAGCUUUGUAUCUGUCCGCAUCACAUAUGCUGCAACGCUUGCGGUUACAGCUGCCGUGAUUUCAUCUGCGAUAAAUGCACCCGCUCAACGUUGCCGAAGACCUUUCCUGCCACUGGACCACCAGAGCAGCUCCUCAUCCACGCCAAGAUGUAUGAAAUCGCCGACAAAUACGACGUCGUCGGACUCAAAGACCUAGUGCUGGAAAAGUUCAAGCGCGCCUGUGUAUCUUUCUGGGACCACGACAUUUUCUCUAUCGCUGCGCACUACGCAUUCUCGACGACCAUGGAGAACGACAAAGGCUUAAGAGAUAUCGUCAGCGGCACCAUCUCAGAACAUAUGGAGCUCAUCCAAAAAGCGGAAAUCCAGACUUUGAUGACCGAGUUCAAUGGCUUGGCUCUGGGCAUCUUGCUGAUCAAGGCGGAUGAGCAUGGUUGGGUGAAGAAGUGA
Molecule: messenger RNA, 2616 nt
Organism: Parastagonospora nodorum SN15
Lineage: Eukaryota; Fungi; Ascomycota; Dothideomycetes; Pleosporales; Phaeosphaeriaceae
Exons: 3
Coding region: 1-2616 (871 amino acids)
Biological process (GO): regulation of DNA-templated transcription
Molecular function (GO): DNA-binding transcription factor activity, RNA polymerase II-specific; protein binding; zinc ion binding
Source: RefSeq, a predicted model, not a curated record